AGGCCGACAGGCGAAUUUGGGUAGUGUGAUUGCAGAAGAGGCAAGACCUAACACCGGACGUUCAGUUCGCCCAUAAACUACAUGUAAAAGUUCACAAAUUUGUCCGAGAUCGAAAUGGCAGAAAACAGUGGCUAUGACAGUGAUGUAGAGGGGAUUAAUGAGAAAUCGCCCCUACUGUCGAGCGGUGUUCCAAGGGGAGUGAACGGUGAUUAUGAUGUCGAGUACGCCGGUCAGUUGACUGGUUGCGGAGCUUGGAGAAUAUGCGAUCCUCGAAGCCUGUGGCACCGGUACACGUUCAUUCUUGUGCUCACAUGUCUUCUCAGUUUUGGAAGUUACUACUGUUACGACACACCUGCUGCCUUGGAAGAGCAGAUAAAGGAAGAUUUGCAAAUAGAUACGUCUGCUUAUGUGUUGCUGUAUUCGCUCUACUCAUGGCCAAAUGUUGUACUUUGUUUCUUUGGAGGAUUUCUGAUAGACAGAGUUUUUGGCAUCAGAAUUGGAACACUUGUUUUUGGUGGUUUCGUUCUUGUUGGACAGCUGAUCUUCUCAUUGGGAGCUCUGUUUGACAACUGGAUCUGCAUGGUGGCAGGGCGAUUUGUUUUUGGACUUGGUGGGGAGAAUUUAGCUGUCGCUCAGAAUACCUACGCAGUCACAUGGUUCAAGGAGAAAGAGUUAAACAUGGUGUUUGGCUUACAGCUGAGCUUCUCCAGAAUUGGCAGUACACUGAAUAUGAAUGUCAACAAGCCGAUUUACGACUCCAUCAACCCUGACCUGGUUGGAUACAAACGCCUUGGUUACACUCUUCUUGUUGGUGUGGCAAUGUGUGUAUUUUCUGUCAUUUGUGGGAUCAUUAUCGGUAUCCUUGACUACCGAGCGGAGAAAAUACUGAACAGGAAGCAAGCCGGCACAGGUGAGGUGAUUAAGAUCCGUGAUGUCAAGGAUUUCCCGGCCAGUCUCUGGCUCAUCUUCCUCAUCUGUGUCUUUUACUAUGUCACGGUCUUUCCAUUUAUCGGCAUUGGAGUGGUCUUCUUCUCAGAGAAGUACGGACUGGUUCCGGCUGAAGCAAACAUCGUCAACAGUCUGGUGUACUUCAUCUCAGCUGGGGCUUCCCCGGUGUUUGGCUUUGUUGUUGACAAGACGGGACGGAAUAUCUUCUGGGUGAUCUUAGGCACGAUUAUCACGCUCGGCUGCCACUUAACCUUAGCGUUCACCUUCAUCACUCCAUUUUUGGUCAUGAGUAUCAUGGGACUAGCUUAUUCCAUCUUGGCCUGUGCCCUUUGGCCACUGGUGGCUUUCAUUAUGCCAGAACACCAACUUGGCACAUCCUAUGGAUUUAUGCAGUCCAUACAGAACCUUGGUCUAGCCGUUGUGACGAUCAUCAUUGGCGUCAUUGUUGAUGGAAGCGGCUAUCUAAUUUUGGAAGUCUUCAUGUGUGCAAUGUUGUGCGUGGCUAUUAUCUUCUGCGUCCUACUAUAUCUCAUUGACACCUCGCGAAGAUUGGGUUUGAAUCUGUCAGCCAAGGAACGCAAACAGAUCAAAGAGGCCAAGCAGAGAGAGAGGGAGAUGCAGAGCGAAUGCGAAAAAGACAAAUAGACCAGGCUCACUUCAUCAUGGAUCUGCCAUGUACCUGAUGGAAAGUGAUUUCAUUUUAGCAAUCAGCUAUUAACCCUAACAGUCCCAAAUCUUCCAAUUUCAAUACAAUUUUACAUACAUCCUAGGGGGUUAGGGUUAAUUAUAUCUAGGUAGUAAAAGACAUUCACAUUUAAGGCUCUUUGGUUGUGCAUUCUCACAUGAAAAUGAAACACGUCUCAUUUCUCAAAAAGAAGUUCCUGAGUUGAUGUGCAACCAAAUGCCCCCAGCCAGCUAGUGGGCCUGGAAGUCAUAAUUUUGGAAAGAAAUAGUAGGCUGCAUCAGAAAGUUGGGCUACGGCUAACUUUAAUACCAGCACCAGUAGACCUCUAUUGUUGAUCGGCCAUCUUGCUUUUCUACCAUUGAAACCAAUGUAACCAAACUGAGGCUGGAAGGGAAAAUAGUCUGUUUGCUUUAUCAGUAGGUGAAGUUGUAUUACUAUUGCCAAUGGGUCUACAGGGGAUAAGACAAACGUACAGAGAAGACAAUCGCCGUAUUUGCUUCCAAUUAAAUGUGUACGUUAUUGCCACUCACAGCCUGGACUGUUAGACACAUUGUAACUGAGCUGAUUAAUCUUGGAGUACUCAGCAAUUUAAACUAUUAAUUUUUUUUGUACCACUGACUUGUGUAAUCCAAGGGGACUCCAUCAUUGCGAUGGUACCAGGGUAGGCCUUGAACAAGCCCUUGUACUCCAAAGGUUAGCAGACCUCAGUCUAAACUAAUUAUGACAGGGCUCCACCUUUCUCAAUCUUGCAAAUUUCUCCAAAAUUUGUUGGAUUUUGAAGGGUCUGGGAAGGUUAGUGUUGAAAAGAGUACAGUUCAGUAAUUAAAGGAAAAGUCCAACCUUCUUUACGGCACUAUGCUUUGCCUGCAUCUUGCUGAAAUUUCUGCCUAUUUAUCACUUUGGUUGGAUUAAUUUGUAGUUGAUCAUUAAUUAUGAAAAAGAAAUGAUUAUGUAAAUAAGUAUAUAAAUUUCCAAAUAAGUUAAGACAUAGAAAUUUUUUUCUGCAAUUUCAUUUCCAUUAUGCACUUUAAAUUGCAGCAGGUUGAUUUUCAAAGUAGGAGGCCAAAUAGGCCAUUAAUAGACUAAUCCGUUAAGCUCUGCCCCAAUAUAGGACCUGCUCCCCUCCACCAGCAUGUACUACAUGCAGGAGUCUACUUUACCCAAACUUAGGUUUUCAACAGAUUCAAGUUGCGUGAUAUAGUUGGUACUUCAGAUGAAGACUUACUCAGAAUCAGUCUGGUCAUGUCUGAAGUGAAUAGACCAAUUGCACCUGUUAAGUCACAUGAUCAAUAGUGGGUAUUAGACAUCAACAAACAGGGCGUGCACCAAAAGAAAAUUGUUUCAUAAGUAUCAUUCACCAAACAUAAAGCAGACGGAACCUACUGUGCUCAGACAACUGAUGUGCUGGGUAAAUACCGUAAAUCGGCUUUAUUGUUAGUAAAUAACACUCAAAACACACUUUGCUAUACCCACAGUAGGUCACUUGACUUAGCAGGUGCAAUCGGUCUAUUAACUGGCUGCAGGUAGGGUGACAUACAAGUUUAUGGAAAUUGGCCAUAGCUGCUAGCAAGAUGUUACUGUAAGCGGACAUCAUUUCUAGCUGUUACCAUAACAGGCAGUCAAAGCUUCAGUGUAGAAAAAUAAUAAAUUGACCACAUGUAUAUGUGUAAAUACCCCGAACUGAUGGCAGAAGGGUUGAUUCCAAUAAAUUGAACAAUUUAGAGACAUCCGAAUGGUGUUAAUGUGGCAAUCAAGUCAAACAAGAUACUUGGUCUCCAGUUCUUUUUCAUCAUAAUUUAAAACUGUGGAAGUGUUCCAAAAAGGUUGUGAAGUUCUCCACCCAGCAAGGCCAAGUCCAAUUCUUGUUUCAUUUGUUUGUUUUUCUGAUUAGUUGAUUCCUGCAUUGUAAGGCUGUGCUUGCUUUAUUGACUUUAGCUUCAAAAGGAAAUAUAUUUUUGUAAAAUUAUUUUGGUUAGCAACUUAGAAGUCUUGUGCUGCUGUGUUUUUACAGCGAAUUUGUUGAUAAAUGAGUUUCUUGUGAUUUGCAAGAAUUCAGUCCAAGUUUCGUAUAUCAUGGACAUUUUGUGAAAAUAUUUCACCCUAUUAUGAAAUUCAGAACACAUUAAAUAAAAGUAUCCUGCGAUACAUUAUUGCCAUGGGCAUCCUUU
This is a messenger RNA of Acanthaster planci (crown-of-thorns starfish), 3801 nucleotides long. It is a transcript of the gene mfsd1, whose product is annotated as major facilitator superfamily domain containing 1. The record is from RefSeq and is a predicted model, not a curated record. Gene Ontology annotation, biological process: transmembrane transport. Gene Ontology annotation, molecular function: transmembrane transporter activity. Gene Ontology annotation, cellular component: lysosome. NCBI's taxonomy places the organism in Eukaryota, Metazoa, Echinodermata, Asteroidea, Valvatida, Acanthasteridae.